Molecule: messenger RNA, 1731 nt
Organism: Dovyalis caffra
Lineage: Eukaryota; Viridiplantae; Streptophyta; Magnoliopsida; Malpighiales; Salicaceae
Source: the annotation of a GenBank genome assembly
AUGGCUUCAUCAACUGUAAUUUACGAAACCCAGCCAUGGAAGGACUUGAAGUCUCAUGUUGAAGACAUUAGGAAGACUCAUUUACGCGAGUUGUUGAGUGACACUGACCGAUGCAAGUCGAUGAUGGUUGAUUUUGAUGGAAUAACACUCGACUACUCACGCCAACGAGCCACUCUUGGUACCAUGGAUAAACUUUAUAAUCUGGCAGAGGCAGCCCAUCUCAAGGAAAAGAUCAAUCGCAUGUUUAAUGGGGAGCGUAAAUUCACUGUUCUUUAUGAAUUAUCGAUCUGUGCUCCUGAAUUUUGUGGUUAUAAUGACUUAUCAAUGGCCCCCUUUUGUGGAACCUUUCAGAUCAACAGCACUGAGAAUAGGUCGGUGCUUCACGUAGCUCUUCGUGCUCCAAGAGGUGCAGUUAUACAAAGUGAUGGCAAGAAUGUUGUACCAGAUGUUUGGAAUGUUCUGGACAAGAUCAAGAAUUUCUCUGACAGGAUCCGCAAUGGUUCUUGGGUUGGAGCCACAGGAAAAACACUUACUGAUGUUAUUUCUGUCGGCAUUGGUGGCAGCUUCUUGGGUCCACUUUUUGUUCAUACCGCUCUUCAAACAGAUCCAGAGGCUAGCAAAUGUGCUGCAGGACGCCAACUGCGAUUACAACUAGUCACAGGUUCAUUCAUGGUUUCAGGGGUCAUCUUUCUUGCAAAUGUAGAUCCAAUUGAUGUCGCGAGAAAUAUUGCCGGCCUCAACCCUGAAACUACUCUUGUUGUCGUGGUUUCAAAAACUUUUACCACAGCUGAAACUAUGCUGAAUGCUCGAACACUAAGGGCAUGGAUUUCAAAAGAACUCGGGCCCUCUGCAGUUGCCAAGCAUAUGGUUGCAGUUAGCACUAAUCUUACGCUUGUGGAAAAGUUUGGAAUUGACCCUAAUAAUGCUUUUGCCUUCUGGGACUGGGUUGGUGGCAGAUAUAGUGUUUGCAGUGCUGUUGGCGUGUUGCCUUUGUCUCUCCAAUAUGGUUUCUCCGUUGUUGAGAAGUUCUUGAAAGGAGCAUCAAGCAUUGAUCAGCAUUUCUAUUCUGCACCAUUUGAGAAAAAUCUACCUGUCAGCAUGGAAAGUAAUGGAAAGGGGUUAUCUAUUGAUGGUUUACCACUUCCCUUUGAGACUGGUGAAAUUGAUUUUGGUGAACCAGGAACAAAUGGUCAGCAUAGCUUUUAUCAACUAAUUCACCAGGGACGUGUGAUUCCCUGCGACUUUAUUGGUGUUGUGAAGAGUCAGCAACCAGUAUACCUGGAAGGAGAGGUUGUGAAUAACCAUGAUGAACUCAUGUCCAACUUUUUUGCCCAGCCAGAUGCCCUUGCAUAUGGGAAGACACCAGAAGAGUUGCAAAAAGAGAAUGUUCCGCAGAAUCUCAUACCUCACAAGACCUUCUCUGGCAAUAGGCCUUCUCUCAGCCUUCUGCUCUCGUCAUUGGAUGCUUACAAAAUUGGACAGUUGUUGGCAAUCUAUGAACACAGAGUUGUCGUGCAAGGCUUCAUAUGGGGGAUCAAUUCUUUUGACCAGUGGGGAGUUGAGUUAGGAAAGUCGUUGGCUACUCAAGUUAGAAAGCAACUUCAUGCAUCUCGUGUGAAGGGAGAACAGGUUGAGGGCUUUAAUUUCAGCACUACAACAAUGCUCACAAAAUAUCUAAAGGAAAGUUCUGAUGUUCCAGCUAAUCCUCCAACUCUUCUACCUCGGAUAUAA